GGCUGCGGGCCGAGGCGGCGGCGCGGCCGGGGCGUUUUCGUCAGGCAGUUCGCCGGGCGCCUAUCCGGGACCGGACAGUGCGAAGAAAAGUCCUCCGCUGGGCCGCCGCUCUCGCUCCGCUCCCCACUUUCGUCCUCCAGCUCAAGAUGGUGGCGUCGCGGGCAAUUGGCAGCCUCAGCCGCUUCACUGCUUCUCGGACCCUCCGUGCCCCAGGUUAUAUUUGCCGCAACUUUAGAGGGUCCUCUGCUUUGCUAGCCAGAACUCAUAUUAACUAUGGAGUCAAAGGAGAUGUGGCAGUUAUUCGAAUUAACUCUCCCAAUUCAAAGGUAAAUACACUGAACAAAGAAUUGCAGACGGAGUUCAUAGAAGUAAUGAAUGAAAUUUGGAGUAAUGAUCAAAUCAGAAGUGCUGUACUUAUCUCCUCAAAGCCAGGCUGCUUUAUUGCAGGUGCUGAUAUCAACAUGUUAGCCUCUUGCAAGACCUCUCAAGAAGUAACAAAAGUAUCACAGGAAGGACAGAGAAUGUUUGAGAAACUUGAGAAGUCCCCGAAACCUAUUGUGGCUGCCAUCAGUGGGUCCUGCUUGGGCGGAGGACUGGAGCUUGCCAUUGCAUGUCAAUACAGAAUUGCAACAAAAGAUAGAAAAACAGUAUUAGGAACCCCUGAAGUCUUGCUGGGUAUCUUGCCUGGAGCUGGAGGCACGCAGAGGCUGCCCAAAAUGGUAGGUGUGCCCGCUGCGUUUGACAUGAUGCUGACUGGUAGGAAUAUUCGUGCAGACAGAGCAAAGAAAAUGGGACUAGUUGACCAGUUGGUGGAACCCCUGGGACCAGGAUUAAAAACUCCAGAGGCUCGGACAAUUGAAUACCUAGAAGAAGUUGCAGUUUCUUUUGCCAAAGGGCUAGCUGAUAAGAAAAUAUCAACGAAGAGAGACAAAGGAUUUGUAGAAAAGUUGACAUCGUACGUCAUGGGUAUUCCAUUUGUGCGGCAACAGAUUUACAAAAGGGUGGAAGACACAGUACGAAAGCAGACCAAAGGCCUGUAUCCUGCACCUCUGAAAAUUAUUGAUGUGGUGAAGACUGGUCUUGAGCAAGGGAAUGAUGCUGGCUACCUCUCUGAAGCGCAGAAAUUUGGAGAGCUUGCGAUGACCAAGGAAUCAAAGGCCCUCAUGGGACUCUACCACGGCCAGGUUCUGUGCAAGAAGAAUAAGUUUGGGGCUCCGCAGAAGGAGGUGAAGCACCUCGCAGUUCUCGGGGCAGGGCUGAUGGGAGCAGGCAUUGCCCAAGUCUCUGUGGACAAGGGCCUGAAGACCAUCCUGAAAGAUGCCACGCUGCCUGGGCUGGGCCGCGGACAGCAACAAGUGUUCAAAGGGCUGAAUGAUAAAGUGAGGAAGAAGGCUCUGACGUCAUUCGAGAGGGACUUCAUCUUCAGCAACUUGACUGGACAGCUCGAUUACCAGGGCUUUGAGAAGAGCGACAUGGUGAUCGAAGCUGUUUUUGAGGACCUGAACAUUAAGCACAGAGUGCUCAAGGAGGUAGAAGCGGUGAUUCCCGAUCACUGCAUCUUCGCCAGUAACACGUCGGCUCUCCCCAUCAACGGCAUCGCUUCUGUCAGCAAGAGGCCCGAGAAGGUGAUCGGCAUGCACUACUUCUCUCCCGUGGACAAGAUGCAGCUGCUGGAGAUCAUCACCACGGAUAAGACAUCCAAGGACACCACCGCUUCCGCUGUGGCUGUGGGUCUCAAGCAGGGGAAAGUGAUCAUCGUGGUUAAGGAUGGACCCGGCUUCUACACCACCAGGUGUCUCGCCCCCAUGAUGUCUGAAGUCAUCAGAAUUCUCCAGGAAGGAGUUGAGCCCAAGAAACUGGAUUUGCUGACCACAAGCUUCGGCUUUCCUGUGGGCGCUGCCACACUGGUGGAUGAAGUGGGCGUGGAUGUGGCGAAACAUGUAGCAGAGGAUCUGGGCAAAGCCUUCGGGGAGCGGUUUGGAGGCGGAAACAUAGAACUGCUGCACCAGAUGGUGUCCAAGGGCUUCCUGGGUCGCAAGGCCGGGAAGGGUUUCUACAUCUACCAGGAGGGCGUGAAGAAUAAGAACUUGAAUUCGGAGAUGGACGGUAUUUUAGCCAGUCUGAAGGUGCCGUCUAAGCCCGAAGUCUCCUCUGACGAAGAUGUCCAGUAUCGCCUGGUGACGAGGUUUGUGAACGAGGCGGCUUUGUGCCUGCAGGAGGGGAUCCUGGCCACCCCCGCCGAGGGAGACAUCGGCGCCGUGUUCGGGCUGGGCUUUCCGCCCUGUCUCGGAGGGCCCUUCCGCUUUGUGGAUCUGUACGGUGCUCAGAAGAUCGUCGACCGGCUCAAGAAGUACGAGGCCGUGUACGGCAAGCAGUUCACCCCCUGCCAGCUGCUGGUCGACCACGCCAGCAGCAGCAAGAAGUUCUACUUGUGAGCAGGCCCCGGCCCUGCCCCGCACACGAACCCCGCGGCCCGCAGGACUGAUUUCCCCUACAGCGGCCAGCAGAGAACAGACUGGAGCGGGUGUGCGGCGCCGUCAAGUGCCUUCAGCCUGGCCCGCCGCCUGCCGAAGCCUGGUGCGUGCUGGGAGCAGAACCAGCCCCGAGCUCAGACCCCGUCAGCCUCACGGCCCAGGGCGGCAGCGGCUCUGGGGCUCUCUGUGGCCUGUUCCUCCCGGCGAACCGGGGCUGGGCAUCGGUGGGGAGGGCUUUGCUGCACCCGGUAACAAUAAAAUCCUCUUUACUGGC
Molecule: messenger RNA, 2748 nt
Organism: Sorex araneus (European shrew)
Lineage: Eukaryota; Metazoa; Chordata; Mammalia; Eulipotyphla; Soricidae
Gene: HADHA
Product: hydroxyacyl-CoA dehydrogenase trifunctional multienzyme complex subunit alpha
Exons: 20
Coding region: 147-2435 (762 amino acids)
Biological process (GO): fatty acid beta-oxidation
Cellular component (GO): mitochondrial fatty acid beta-oxidation multienzyme complex; mitochondrion
Molecular function (GO): enoyl-CoA hydratase activity; long-chain (3S)-3-hydroxyacyl-CoA dehydrogenase (NAD+) activity; NAD+ binding
Source: RefSeq, a predicted model, not a curated record